AUGCCGUAUAACAAAUGUAACACCCAACAAAACCCUUUUGUAAAGGAAUCAAAGGAGAUUCACUCCUUUCACAAAAAACCAUUAACUUUGUCCAAACCCCCUAAUUGUACUACCACUCCAGUAGUUACAGAUAGAUUCAUCCCUUUCGCAACUUCAAAGAAGGCUUAUAGAACUUAUACUCGUAAUAAGAAUUACAAUGACGAUACUACAGAUCUUUAUAUGGAACAGUCUCCCUCUCCAGAUAGACUUUCAUCUCCAGAAUUCUUCACAGACUUAAGAACAACUGGUAAUUAUCAAGCUAUCUCUUCAUCUUCAAUGGACAAUAACGAUACCAUUGAUACUUCCCUGGAUUCAAUAUCUAAUGAAACAAGAAAGGUCAAUAAAAAUAAAAAGAGAAGGAAAGUACCAACCGGGAAUGAAAAAUAUCAAACCUUUAUCUCCAAUUCUUUGGGAUUCCCUGGUACCAACAAAGUUUUCAAUUUUAUCUCACCAACUGCAAACUUAAAUAUCUUUAAAUUAAACAACAACAACAAGAAAGGGCAAAAUGACCCUUCGUUAAAACCGUCAUUUGAAUAUUUAGAUCCAUUAUUAAUGGUUCCCUCUAUGACUCCGAAUGAAACAAGAUACCUCAUAGCUACAUCAAAUGUUACAAUGGCGGACAAGGCCAAACCAUUUCAAAGAGCUUCCAGAACAGUUCAGUGUCAUAGCCCAUAUAAGGUUUUAGAUGCUCCAUCUUUGAGAAAUGAUUUUUAUUCAAAUCUAAUCUCUUGGUCCAAUAGAACAAACAACGUUUUAGUCGCUUUGGGCUGUUCGGUCUAUUUAUGGUCUGAAUCAUUUGGCGCUCUACAAAUUUUAAAUCAAAAAUUCUUAAAUGAUAGAAAUAAAGAUUUAGUCACUUGUGUGUCAUUUGAUAGUACAAAUAGUUCGUCAAAUAUCUAUGACUCCACUUAUUUUUUAGUUGGUACAAAAAAUGGGAGCCUUUUAUUAUUUGAUCAAUUCAUUUCAUUGAAUUUUUUACUAGAUAAUAAUUUUAAUAAGAAGAAAAGCAAUGAUGAUAAUACUGAAGAUAAACGGUUAUUGAAACCAAUUUCUCAAUUUGACUCUACAGCUUCGAGUUGUUUUUGUUGUAUCCAAUGGAUUUCAAACUCAAAAUUUUUAGUUGGUGAUGAUUCAGGUUCAAUUACUUUUUUCAAAAUUAAUAAUACAAAUAUUGAAUUUUUAAAUAAAUUCAAAGCACAGAACCAACAAGUUUGUGGUAUGUUAUAUUGUUCUUUUUUUUUGUUCUUUUCUUUAUUGGUCUUUUUUACUAACUUUUAUAACUUAUUUUUACUAUUAGGAAUAUCCAUUAAUUCAAAUAAUAGUUUAUUAGCGGUCGGUGGGAAUGAUAAUUCCUGUACAUUAUGGAAUAUUGAAAAUAUUUAUAAACCUGAAUUUAAAUUUAUUCUACCUCAUUUAGCUGCAGUGAAAGCUGUAACAUUUUGUCCGUGGUCAAGUUCUUUACUGGCGACAGGUGGUGGUAGUAAAGAUAGGAAAAUUAAAUUUUGGCAUACUAAGACUGGUAUCUUAUUAAAUGAAUUCAAAACCUGUGGUCAAGUAACAUCGUUAAUUUGGUCCAAGAGCAAGAAACAAAUUGUUGCAACAUUUGGUUUCAAUGACACAGAAAACCCAACUCUUUUGAAAGUUUAUUCUUACCCGAAAAUGAUUGAAAUUUUACAAGUGAAAUCUCCAGCUCCAUUAAGAGUUCUUACCGCUGUAUUAUCUCCAUCUUCUACUUCAAUUUGCAUUGCUGCAAAUGAUGAAACAAUUAGGUUUUAUAAAUUAUGGUCAGAAAAGGAUGAUUUAAUCAAACAAUUAAAUGAAACGGGUGUAUAUGGUUCAGAUAUUAUUGAGUAUUUGGAAGGGAUUGUAUCUAAUGCUAGUACGAGUAAUAAUAAAGUGAUAAGGUAG
Naumovozyma dairenensis CBS 421 is the source of this 1947-nucleotide messenger RNA. It is a transcript of the gene AMA1, whose product is annotated as Ama1p. Gene Ontology annotation, cellular component: anaphase-promoting complex. The coding region runs from base 1 to 1947 and encodes 648 amino acids. Lineage: Eukaryota; Fungi; Ascomycota; Saccharomycetes; Saccharomycetales; Saccharomycetaceae. The record is from RefSeq and is a predicted model, not a curated record. The transcript has a single exon. Gene Ontology annotation, molecular function: anaphase-promoting complex binding; protein binding; ubiquitin ligase activator activity. Gene Ontology annotation, biological process: positive regulation of ubiquitin protein ligase activity; positive regulation of anaphase-promoting complex-dependent catabolic process; anaphase-promoting complex-dependent catabolic process.